UGAUACGAUCGUGUGCGUGCGAUAAGUGAGGAGUAGCAGUAAUCUGACAAGUCAGUCCGACCUGGAGUCAUGCUAUCGAGACUUUGUUGAUAUCAAAGUCAUAGAUAUGACGGAAGCGACCUAUUCUUACAUUCGCGUAAGCGCUACAUGCACCCAACCUGACUGCCUGGGAAGAAGCAAGCUGGAUCCCCAGUCUAUCCCGUGUAGAUAUGCCAAAAACAUGAGUGAUAAGAAAGAAACAAGCAUCCAAAUGGAUAGCGAAGUAAUGAGACUCUCAACGCUGUCUCUAGAAUGUCGGAAAUCUCAUAGCAGGAUAAACGAAAUUGGGGCACGAUCCCAGCGAUGAAGGGGUAUAGCACAAAACGCCUUGUGGGUAUCCGUUCAUCAUCCCUCGCUUUUCACAAGAACUCCGGAAGCGUAAG
Westerdykella ornata is the source of this 422-nucleotide messenger RNA. RefSeq lists its product as uncharacterized. The coding region runs from base 107 to 346 and encodes 79 amino acids. The transcript has a single exon. Lineage: Eukaryota; Fungi; Ascomycota; Dothideomycetes; Pleosporales; Sporormiaceae. The record is from RefSeq and is a predicted model, not a curated record.